This is a messenger RNA of Solea senegalensis (Senegalese sole), 2379 nucleotides long. It is a transcript of the gene numb, whose product is annotated as NUMB endocytic adaptor protein. The transcript has 11 exons. Lineage: Eukaryota; Metazoa; Chordata; Actinopteri; Pleuronectiformes; Soleidae. The coding region runs from base 162 to 2183 and encodes 673 amino acids. Gene Ontology annotation, molecular function: cadherin binding. The record is from RefSeq and is a predicted model, not a curated record.
GUGAGUAGCAGCCAUUCAGCAGCGGUGGCUGAAGCGAUUGGACUGUAUACGUCUCUGUCUGCUCUUUCUGUGGAAUUUGAAUUAUUUUGGCCCGGCACGGUUCGUGAGACGGAGGUGACGGCAUCAGUGGGGUCGCAGCGGUAGUCACAGGGAGCUCAGCGAUGAAUAAGCUACGGCAGAGCUUCCGCCGGAAGAAAGACAUCUACGUGCCGGAGUCGAGUCGGCCACACCAGUGGCAGACGGACGAGGAGGCGGUCCGCAGCGGCAAAUGCAGCUUCGCAGUCAAGUACCUGGGACAUGUGGAGGUGGAGGAGUCCAGGGGGAUGCACAUAUGUGAGGAUGCAGUGAAGCGGCUGAAGACGGACAGGAAAUUCUUCAAAGGAUUCUUUGCAAAAGCUGGAAAGAAGCCAGUGCGGGCUGUGUUGUGGGUGUCGGCAGAUGGGCUUCGUGUUGUAGACGACAAAACAAAGGACCUGAUUUUAGACCAGACAAUAGAGAAGGUGUCGUUCUGUGCUCCGGACCGGAACUUUGAGAGAGCGUUUUCUUACAUCUGCAGGGACGGCACCACGCGACGCUGGAUCUGCCAUUGUUUUAUGGCCAUCAAAGACUCAGGAGAGCGUCUCAGUCACGCUGUAGGUUGUGCGUUUGCCGCCUGCCUGGAGCGAAAACAGAAACGGGAGAAGGAGUGCGGCGUCACAGCAACCUUUGACGCCAACAGAACCACUUUCACCCGCGAGGGUUCGUUCCGGGUUACUACGGCGACAGAGGCGGCAGAGCGGGAGGAAGUCAUGAGGCAACUACAGGACGCUAAAAAAGCAGACACGGACGUGAAGGUUGCUGGGAACUCGGCCAUUUGUGUGACAAACUCGUCAGGACACCAGACGGGUGGUUCGUCAUCGCCCUCGUCCUCCCCGCCUCUCUCCAUGACCUCGCUGGGACCUCAGGUCAUUCCCCGCAGGCACGCGCCAGCUGAGGCUCUGGCCAGACAGGGCUCCUUCAGAGGUUUCCCCGCCCUCAGUCAGAAAACGUCUCCCUUCAAACGUCAGCUGUCGCUGCGCAUGAACGAGCUACCCUCCAACUUGCAGCGCAAGUCUGACUUCCCCAUUAAAAACACAGUUCCCGAGUUGGAGGGUGAAGGUGACAGCAUCAGUGCGUUGUGUACUCAGAUCACAUCAGCGUUCAGUGGACCUCCAGAAGAUCCCUUCACCUCAGCACCGAUGCCCAAACCAGCCUCGUCCCCACAGUCUCCUGUUGCACCAGUGAACGGCACAGCUCCCGCCUUCUCUGUUGCGGCCACUGCUGCUGCUGUGGCCGCUGCAGCUACUGCUGCUGCUGCUGCUGUUAACCCUCCAGUCAUGGCUCCUGCUCUGCCUGCUCGAGAAACUAACCCCUGGGCCAAAACCCCAGCAGGGGCCCCGGCCUCUGCACAGCCAGGAAGUGACUGGUCAUCUCCUACUCCUGUGAUUGUAGCCCCUCCUUCGUCCUCCCCAGUCUUGCCCUCACAUAAGCGCACACCAUCAGAAGCAGACCGAUGGUUGGAUGAAGUUACCAAGUCUGUCCGAGCUCCGCAGCCCAAUCCAAUCAUGGUAGCGGCAUCACCUCCCACUCAGCAGUUCUCCGCCCCCAUGCCGAUUCCCGUGGUGACUGUUCCUCCUGUUCCCUUCAUGCCCUCUCUGCCCCCUGCUGUGCCCAUCCUGCCCCCCCGCCAGCUCGGCUUCCAACCUCAGGCUCCAGCCUCUUAUCCAAUGUCCAACGGUCUGCCGUUCCCACAGCCCACCGGGCCUGUGUUCGGUAUCACUCCCUCACAGAUGGUGGCGAACGUGUUCGGCUCGGCCACGCAACCCCAGUUGUUCUCCAUCCCGGCCUCGACGACAGCACAGCACGAUGUCCCGGUCAUCGGCAACGUCAGCCCCUUCAUCAAACCGCCGCCGUCCACCGCCAUGACCACUGCUCACCUACAGUCGGCCAACGGUAACGCGACCUUUAACGGCGCCGACAACUGGGCCGCCUCGUCCCAGCUCGCUCCAUCCUCCCCGGCCAUCCAGCCUCCCCCACAGCAGCCAGAAGAUGCCUUCGAGGCCCAGUGGGUGGCGCUAGAGGGCCGCUCACGGCAGCGCACCUCACCCUCGCCGACGAAUCCCUUCUCCACCGAGCUGCACAAGACCUUUGAGAUCCAGCUCUGAAGACUGCUGUGACAUAAGAGAGUGAGAACAAGUGGGUGACUGACUACACAGGGAGGGAGAGGGGGAACGUCCCUCCCGCUGCUCUUCAUCAUCUCAGUUUCAGUGGACAAAGCUCAGCAGAGCUGAAAAGACACAGCAGACAGUGGAGACUGAGGGGGGAAUUGACAGGGAGCAGAAAUCUGUGAUGGGAGAAGAA